AGUCGGUGCAGGAGGCGCCCCCUCCCUUUCUCUUCUACGGGGGCUCGGCGCAGGAGCUGGUGGAGAAGGACGUGGAGGAGCUGGAGAGCGAGGACGUGGCACGGAAGCGCGGCUUGCUGGCACCUGGCGUCUGGCAGGCGGAGAAUCCUGUGGCGGAGGUUCAGGCCUUCACGGGAGGCUUCGCAGCCGGGUGGCGUUUGGGCGAGCUGGCGGCGCUGGAGGCCGAGCGGGCCGAUGAGGACGCGCAGCUCGAGAGCAUCGCGCGGCUGGAGGACGCCUGGAAGCUAGUCAAGGCGCGCAACGUGGCGCUGGAGGAGCAGCUGGCAGGCAGGCGUCGGGCCAUAGCAGCCACCAUCUACGGCGAGCUCGGGACGGGCACUGCCGCGGCGGUUGCAGGCGACGCAAAACGUGACGACGCACGGGGAGGUCUAGGCGAGGGCACCGGGGAGGACGAGGGGAGGACGGCGAGCAGCACGACGUGCACUGCAGCUCCCCGCACGUCUUCCCGAGGCGCCGCAGUCGCGACCUACCUGGAGGAGUUCCCCUCGGCCCUGCUGCGCGGGGGCGGCGAGGGGGAGGUGCCCCAGGAGACGGAGGAGAAGGAGGGGAUCCUGGGGCACGAGGUGGCGGAGCUCGAGGCGCAGGGCGUCGAGGGCUUCGUGGCGCCUGAAGGCAACAGCACCGACGAGCCGAAGGAGCGGUGCCUGCUGACGGGCGAGGUGCUGCAGGGACCGAGGUGGACGCCGACGGACCUGCCGCCCGACCCUGGGGAGGGUCUCCUGUUCGGCGAUCCCGACGCGCGAGGUCGGAGGCGCCGUGCAGGCAAGAGCAAGAGUGCGGUGCCCUGAGGCCAGGUCGCGUCGCGGGCGCCUCGGGGCUCCGCCUGGCUCGGAGCUGGCGUGCUCGGCAAAUGCUGGGCUAGCAAGUGCUCAAGCCGCGGAUGCGGCGGUCGGGCCUCGUGGCGGGAAUCCGCUGGGGGCCUUGGGGAGAA
This is a messenger RNA of Prorocentrum cordatum, 991 nucleotides long. NCBI's taxonomy places the organism in Eukaryota, Dinophyceae, Prorocentrales, Prorocentraceae. The record is from the annotation of a GenBank genome assembly.